This is a messenger RNA of Lactuca sativa (garden lettuce), 1887 nucleotides long. RefSeq names its product endoplasmic reticulum oxidoreductin-1. Gene Ontology annotation, biological process: protein folding in endoplasmic reticulum. Gene Ontology annotation, cellular component: endoplasmic reticulum; endoplasmic reticulum membrane. Gene Ontology annotation, molecular function: thiol oxidase activity; FAD binding; protein-disulfide reductase activity. Lineage: Eukaryota; Viridiplantae; Streptophyta; Magnoliopsida; Asterales; Asteraceae. The record is from RefSeq and is a predicted model, not a curated record.
UAGACCGCCAUCUUGGCAACUUCCCAACUGAUUUCCUUCUUUCAAAUCUGUGUGUAGAAGUAAUGGAGUCGGCGUUUCAAAUCAAUUGAACUAAACAGCUUUGAUUUCUUUCUCUUUCACAUCUUGUAUAAUAAAUACCCAAACACUUAUUUUGAUCCGGUCUCAAAAUCAAUUUUCAAGGAGAAAUUAGGGUUCUUAUUGACAGAGGCUUAACAAUUUGUGAAAUCGGUGAGUUGUAUGCGAAAUUAAUGGUGGAGGUAGAGAUCAAACGCAAUAAACUUACUAAUGGCGGUGGUAAGAACAUGAUAUGGAGGUGGAAAGUUGUCGGAGCUUUGAUAGCAGUUUUACUUGCUACAUCUCUAACUCCAUGGCUGCAUUCUCGGAGAUUCUCUUUUCUUCGUUCUCCCUGCCGUUGUUCUGAGGAUUCUCAUAAAUACACAGGCAUUGUUGAGGACUGUUGUUGUGAUUAUGAGACUGUUGAUAGUGUUAACGAAGCUGUUUUACAUCCCUUGUUGCAAGAGCUUGUUACAACUCCCUUCUUCAGAUAUUUUAAGGUUAAGCUAUGGUGUGAUUGCCCUUUCUGGCCUGAUGAUGGCAUGUGCAGACUCCGUGAUUGCAGUGUAUGUGAAUGUCCUGAAAAUGAAUUCCCUGAACCUUUCAAAAGACCACCAUUACUCUAUGGCCUUGCAAAAGAUGAUCUUAUAUGUCAAGAAGGAAAGCCAGAAGCUGCUGUUGAUCGAACACUAGAUACUAAAGUAUUUAGAGGCUGGCCUGAAGUAGAUAAUCCAUGGACUAAUGAUGAUGAAACUGAUAAUAAUGAAAUGACAUAUGUAAAUCUGCAAUUAAACCCUGAACGUUACACAGGAUACACAGGUCCUUCAGCAAGAAGAAUAUGGGAUGCUAUAUAUUCAGAAAAUUGUCCAAAAUAUUCAUCUGGAGAAAGUUGUCAAGAGAAGAAAGUGUUGUACAAGUUGAUAUCUGGUCUUCAUUCCUCAAUUUCUAUCCACAUAGCUGCUGAUUAUCUUCUUGAUGAAACCACCAAUCAGUGGGGUGCAAAUCUUGAAUUGAUGCAUGAUCGAGUCUUGAAACAUCCAGAACGUGUGCAGAAUCUAUACUUCACUUUCCUCUUUGUUCUAAGAGCUGUGACAAAGGCUGCUCCUUACUUAGAGGAAGCUGAGUAUGACUCUGGUAACCAUUUGGAGGAUCUGAAAGCCCAUUCAUUGAUUAGACAGCUAAUUCACAAUCCCAAAUUACAAGCUGCAUGCCCUCUUCCUUUUGAUGAGGCUAAAUUAUGGCAAGGGCAAAGUGGUCCAGAAUUAAAACAACAGAUACAAAAACAGUUUAGAAACAUCAGUGCUCUUAUGGAUUGUGUAGGGUGUGAAAAAUGUCGUCUAUGGGGAAAGCUUCAAGUUCUUGGUCUUGGAACAGCAUUAAAGAUCCUAUUUUCUGUCGACAGUGAAAAACACCCAAAUCAACAUCUUCAGUUACAAAGAAAUGAAGUGAUUGCAUUGAUGAAUUUACUUAAUCGAUUGUCUGAAUCACUUAAGUCGGUAACUGAUAUGGGCUCUUCAGCUGCCAUGGAUGGGUUAUUGUUGCAAAAUCCCAAUGUAAAACCAAAAACAAGCGGUUUUAUUCAAAGAAUUCAAAGGGCUCAUUGGUGGAAAAACAUGCCAAUGUCGCUACAAAUCUUGAAUUGAAGGGACCCAAAUCAAGUCACUAUCAGAGAUGAGAUAAGUUAAAGUGAAGAUAAGAUUAUAUACAGACAGAUACAAUGUGAAUAGAGCGGAAAAAAAAAAAAACAACCACCAAAUAUAAUAGUAAUGUUUUGGACGUAAAAUGUUUUAGACUUUGUUAAAUAACUUUUAUAUCGUGUUAGAUUGUUUAAAA